Molecule: messenger RNA, 1644 nt
Organism: Colletotrichum graminicola M1.001
Lineage: Eukaryota; Fungi; Ascomycota; Sordariomycetes; Glomerellales; Glomerellaceae
Product: sucrose transporter
Exons: 5
Coding region: 1-1644 (547 amino acids)
Cellular component (GO): membrane
Molecular function (GO): sucrose:proton symporter activity
Source: RefSeq, a predicted model, not a curated record
AUGUCGAGCUGGGCGGGCCAGCCCUCCAUCAGGGGGAGCUCGGAGGCCAUGCGAAUGGUUCUCUUGACAUUCAACACCCUUGGAAUCACCUUCACAUGGGGAAUCGAGAUGACAUACUGUACCCCCUACCUCCUCAACCUCGGACUCACGAAAAGCAAUACUUCGCUGGUCUGGAUCGCGGGUCCGCUGUCUGGACUGUUGGUGCAGCCCAUCGUUGGCGCGAUCGCCGACGAGUCCAAGUCGAAAUGGGGCAGGCGGCGACCAUUUAUCGUCAUGGGUUCCAUCAUCGUCGCAUUCAGCCUGCUGGUGCUAGGGUUUACCAAGGAGAUUGUAGAAUUUUUCAUAUCCGAGAAGGAGACCGCCCGGGUCGUUACCAUCAUCCUUGCGGUCCUGGCGAUAUACUUUGUAGAUUUCGCAAUCAAUGCUGUCAUGUCCUGCGCAAGGAGCUUGAUCGUCGACACGCUGCCGAUUGAGAAGCAGCAGACCGGCGCCGCCUGGUCUAGCAGGAUGUCCGCCAUUGGACACAUGUUGGGCUAUGGAGCCGGCGCCAUCGACCUGGUCGGCAUCUUUGGCACCACCCUGGGCGACUCGCAGUUCAAGCAGCUCACCCUGAUCGCGACGUUCCUGAUGGUUUUCUCGUCGGGCGUCACCUGCUGGGCCGUUAACGAGCGGGUCCUGGUCUCGACGAGGCGCGACCCCCGCAAGGCCACCGGGCGGUUCAAGGUGGUCCGCCAGAUUUGGUCGACGCUGCUUCAUCUCCCUCCUCGGAUCCAGGCCAUCUGCUGGGCUCAGUUCUGGUCCUGGAUCGGCUGGUUCCCGUUCUUGUUCUACAGCACCACGUGGGUUGGUGAGACCUACUUCCGAUACGACGCUCCCGCAGAGGGCAAAGACUCCAAAGACGCCCUCGGAGACAUUGGUCGCAUCGGCAGUUUGGCGUUGGUCAUCUACUCGGUCAUCACCUUACUCGGCGCCUGGCUCCUCCCGCUGCUUGUGAAAUCCCCGGACGACGACAACUUUACGGCGCGUCCGCCCCAGACCAUUGCCCCGAUCCUAGACAAGUUGAACAAGAACAAGCCGGACCUCAUGACGGCCUGGAUCUGUGGCCACCUCAUGUUCGCCGCCGCCAUGUUCCUGGCCCCCUUUGCCCAGAGCUUCCGUUUCUCGACCUUCCUCGUCGCCUUCUGCGGCCUGUCCUGGACCAUCGCCAUGUGGGCCCCGACAACCUUCAUGGGCAUAGAGGUCAACAAGCUCAGCGGGGCCCGCGAGGGCCGCGCGGCGUCGUACCGCCGCCUCUCCACCGACUCCAACAUCGAGCUCCCCACGAUGGACCAAGACCAGCCGCUGCACCUCGAGCACGGGCCGGGCGAGGGAGGGCAGCAGGCGACAUCGUCCACGGGCGAGCUGUCGGGCAUCUACUUUGGCAUCCUCAACAUCUACACCACGCUGCCGCAGUUCAUCGGCACCUUCAUCAGCACCAUCGUCUUCACGAUUCUGGAGCCUGGCAAGAGUCCGGAGCUCUCGGACGCGCCGGAGCACGAGCAGCACGGUACCGACGGCCCCAAUGCCAUCGCCGUGUGUCUUUUCAUCGGCGCCGUAUGCGCCGUAGUGGCGGCGUACGCGACACGGAAGCUCAAGUACCUGUAA